Messenger RNA from Myxocyprinus asiaticus (Chinese sucker), 6466 nucleotides. RefSeq names its product potassium voltage-gated channel subfamily H member 2-like. Bases 646 to 4236 code for a protein of 1196 amino acids. The record is from RefSeq and is a predicted model, not a curated record. Lineage: Eukaryota; Metazoa; Chordata; Actinopteri; Cypriniformes; Catostomidae. The transcript has 15 exons. Gene Ontology annotation, molecular function: inward rectifier potassium channel activity. Gene Ontology annotation, cellular component: membrane. Gene Ontology annotation, biological process: potassium ion transmembrane transport; regulation of heart rate by cardiac conduction; membrane repolarization during action potential.
CGUUUUUUUACCCUUAGUUUUACAUUAUUAUUUUUUUUUAAUUGAAGUGCUAGUAAAGGCUAAUUUGGCUUGUUAAUGUAAUGUACAGUGCUGCGACCCUGCUCAGUACUGUAAAUAAAAUUAUAUUUUUGUGAAUCGGUACACGCUGAGAUUGUUUGCAUUCGUUUUCGUUUUCGUUGGUCAACAUCGAAAUAGGAGCGCGAGACCUCUGGAGCGAAACGCAACAGUAGAAACGACUCGACCGCUUUUAUUGUUCUUCGAAGAAUUUUUUCACCAAAUGAAAGCAGAGAAGAAAGCUUUUAUUGGAUAAAUGGCGAAAUUAGGGCACUUCAUUGCCAGAGCGUUACAGUCACCAUCCACAGAGUUCACUGAAGUAAAUUGUUACCUGACAGAGGAUAACAUUGUUGUUGGAUUACAAAUCGUUAACAAUCCAUUUCGCGCGUUUUGAAACUGGAAACUGUUAUUUUGGAUAAGUACAUAGCUCCUUUUUUCUCCUGAGGGAUCGUGGUCGUUGGGAUACACGUUGCUGAUGCAGUUCUCCAGAGCGCGGGAAGCUCGCGCAUCGCUGUGUGGAGCCGCGCGUACGUUGAAAGUGGCGGGAAGGUCUGUUUGAGCUGCAGACACUGCUGGGAAAAGCGCGCGAAGAUGCCGGUGCGACGGGGCCACGUCGCGCCGCAGAACACUUUCCUGGACACGAUCAUCAGGAAAUUCGAAAGUCAAAGUCGAAAAUUCAUCAUAGCCAAUGCACGGGUGGAGAACUGCGCCAUCAUCUUCUGCAAUGACGGCUUCUGUCACAUGUGUGGCUACACACGUGCCGAGAUCAUGCAGAAGCCGUGCACCUGCAACUUCCUGUAUGGUCCGCGCACCAAGAGACUGGCCAUCGCACAGAUGGCGCAAGCGCUGCUGGGGUCGGAAGAGAGGAAGGUGGAGAUUGCGCUCUACAGGAAGGACGGUGCGUGUUUCCUGAGUUUAGUGGACGUGGUGCCGGUAAAGAAUGAAGAUGGCAUCGUGAUCAUGUUUAUUCUGAAUUUUGAAGUCAUGCCAGACGAGAGACUCCAUGACACACAAAAUUUGAACCACAAGUUGCCUGUCCUACGGCGCCAUUCAAAUCGAGCUGGCGGGAUCCGUUUACGCCUGCCUCUCCUGAACUCUCGGAACAACAGUAAAUCUUCUCUCCGGGACGAUCCUGAGGUGGGCCGCGGAACAGGUUUCCCCAGCAAUUCCCACCUGGAAAGCCACGAAUCCCUCACCCUGGAUGAGCUGUUCUCCCUCCCCGAGUCUCACCCUACCACCACCACCUCCAUCGUUUGCACGCCAUCCUCUCUGUUGCCUGAGUAUCAACGCGACCUCCUGGGCAGCAACCCCUCGUCUCCACCCCCUGCACAGCCCCACCCCACCACCCUGCCCUUGGUUCACUCCUCCCCGCGGCCGCAGAGGCUCAACCCGGAUACCUCGGUGUCCAACUGCAGCUUGACGAACAGUCGCUCACGUGAGAGCUUUCACAGCAUGCGUCGUGCAUCUUCAGUGGACGAUAUCGAGGCCAUGCGGCCCGAAUGGGACCGCAAGUACCGGACACACCCCACCAGUUGCAGCACAGGUGCCAUGAACAACAAGUCGGGCAUCCUGAACUCUACCUCUGAUUCCGAUCUCAUGCGUUACCGCACCAUUAGUAAAAUCCCCCAGAUCACCCUCAACUUUGUGGACUUUAAACCGGAUCCUCUCAUCGCACUCCCGCCUGGAGAAAUGGAAAUCAUCGCGCCCUGCAAACUCAUCGACCGCACGCACAACGUCACUGAGAAAGUCACUCAGGUGUUGUCACUGGGCGCUGAUGUUCUCCCCGAGUAUAAACUCCAGGCUCCGCGCAUUCACAAGUGGACGGUUCUGCACUACAGCCCGUUUAAAGCCGUCUGGGAUUGGCUGAUCCUGCUGCUGGUCAUCUACACGGCCAUUCUGACGCCGUACUCCGCCGCGUUCCUGCUCAAUGACCAAGAGGUCAACAAGAACUGCAUUUACUCCUGCAGUCCGCUCAAUGUGGUCGACCUCAUCGUGGACAUCAUGUUCAUCAUCGACAUCGUCAUAAACUUCCGCACCACAUAUGUCAAUGCCAACGACGAGGUGGUGAGUCACCCGCUGCGGAUCGCCGUGCAUUACUUCAAAGGCUGGUUCCUCAUCGACAUGGUCGCUGCCAUCCCCUUUGACCUACUCAUAUAUCGCAACGGGGAGGAGGUGAGUACAGAGACGACCACCCUCAUCGGUCUGCUCAAGACGGCACGUCUGUUACGUCUCGUCCGGGUGGCACGUAAACUGGACCGAUACUCGGAGUAUGGCGCGGCCGUUCUCUUCCUGCUCAUGUGCACCUUCGCGCUGAUCGCUCAUUGGCUGGCCUGCAUCUGGUACGCCAUCGGAGACGCGGAGCGCAAAUGUUCCAUUGGCUGGCUGCACUCGCUGGGCGAUCAGCUGGGAAAACAUUAUAACUCCAGUAUCCAGGGAUCAGGACCCUCCAUUAAGGAUAAAUAUGUGACGGCUUUAUACUUCACCUUCAGCAGUUUAACAAGCGUGGGGUUUGGAAACGUGUCGCCAAACACCAACUCGGAAAAGAUCUUCUCCAUCUGUGUCAUGCUGAUAGGAUCUCUCAUGUACGCCAGUAUCUUCGGGAACGUGUCGGCCAUCAUCCAGCGGCUGUACUCCGGAACGGCUCGUUAUCACACUCAGAUGCUCCGUGUGAGAGAGUUCAUCCGCUUUCAUCAGAUUCCAAACCCGCUGCGACAAAGACUGGAGGAAUAUUUCCAACACGCAUGGUCUUACACCAAUGGCAUUGACAUGAACGCUGUGUUGAAAGGUUUCCCGGAGUGUCUCCAGGCCGAUAUCUGUCUGCAUCUGAACCGAACGCUCCUGCAGAACUGUAAAGCGUUUAAGGGUUCCAGUAAAGGGUGUUUGCGGGCGCUGGCUAUGAAGUUUAAGACCACACAUGCCCCACCGGGCGACACGCUGGUGCACGCUGGAGACGUCCUCACCGCACUGUACUUCAUCUCACGUGGAUCCAUCGAGAUCUUACGAGGAGACGUCGUGGUGGCAAUCUUAGGAAAAAAUGAUAUAUUCGGCGAGCCCAUCAACCUGUAUGCGCGGCCGGGGAAAUCUAAUGCAGAUGUGAGAGCGCUGACGUACUGUGAUCUCCAUAAGAUCCACAGAGAAGAUGUUCUGGAGGUGCUGGACAUGUACCCGGAGUUCUCCGACUACUUCUGGAGUAACCUGGAAAUCACCUUUAACCUCAGAGAUACGAACAUGAUUCCUGGAUCUCCGAGCAGUGAUGAUUCAGACUGCGUUGGCUUUAACAAACUGCGGAGGCGAAAACUCUCAUUCCGACGACGGACAGAAAAGGAUGAUGCAGAUGCUGGAGAACUCAAGAAGAAUCUGAAGCCCAUUCGGAGAAACAGAAAACAAGCAGCCAGUAACAAGGACGAACUCAAACCAGGGUGGGAGGAGCCUCGGAAUUCUGUCUCCUCCCACUCUAGUGGUGAUGAGGAGGAGGAGCCUGUGCACAGAUGCCCCGUCCCUCCAACCACACUCAUGGAGUCGUUUCAAGUACAGAGCACUUCUAUUAACUUUAAUGAUAUGACUGAAGGCGAGGGCAAUCCGAAAACAGGCAACACCUGUAACGCCCUAUCAGGUGCAUUCUCAGGUGUGUCUAAUAUCUUCAGUUUCUGGGGUGACAGUCGGGGGAGGCAGUAUCAGGAACUGCCCCGCUGUAACCUGCCCUCCACGCCGCCGCAUCUCAGCGCCCCCCUGCACAGCAUCACACGCCAGCAGCGCAACCAGAUGGAGAACCGACUGGAGCUGCUGCAGAAACAACUCAACAGACUGGAGAGUCGCAUGUCGACAGAUAUCGGUGUGAUCAUGCAGCUCUUGCAGCGGCAGAUCACGUUGGUUCCACCGGCGUACAGCACCGUCUCCUCACCGCCGCAGGCGUCCAUGUACUCCGAGAGACUCGUACAUCCCGUCACACCGCUGGAGUCUGACACACUCGCCUCUCUUUCACAGUCCUGUGAGUCUCUCGGCAGCACCACAGAGUUUCAUCCUCCAGACAGUCCGAGCGUCUUUCCCUGCCCAGAAUUCUCCGGUUCGGGCGCUCGAUCAGAGCGUGAGCUGGACUUUCAGCGGCGGUUCUCACUACAGGAACCCCAGACAUCACUAGACACACGGACGCCACAGAAACAUAGCUCAGACCCGGGGAGCUAAGGGAGAAGAUGACAAGACGAGAACAAAUGAGCAUUCCUAAGACACAUUUCACCGGGCUCUUCCUCUCGGUUCUGGUUCUGGUUCUGGUUUUAGAAAUACACUCACUCGAAAAUCCCUCAAGAUGAGCCACAUUUGAUCAUGAUAGACUUUGAUGAACCUCAAAAUCACAGGACACAUCUACACUGCUGUCGUCCAGUAUUGGAUAUUCAUAAACACUAAUGAUGAUUGCUAAUUCAAGUAGCCAUUAUUUCUUGCACUGAAUUUUCCAGACUCUCUCUCUCUAUAUUGAUAUCUUAAAGUAUGCGGCGCUUCCAAAACAAAGAACUGGUUGAACUUGUUAGUGUUAGCUGGCCUAACAGAAGAAAAUAACAGUAAUAACCUCAUGCCCCGCCCAAGCACACUGGAUUGGCUGGAUGGCGGGUGGGGGGGCGGCGUGUUUAAAGCUAUGCCAUCACUGAUGAAGCAUAUCAAAUUCAUUUGUUUUGACACUGGAUCGUCUAUUAAGAUGAACAAUAUGCAAACCCAAGCGAGAGUUGAGAGUUCAAUUGAAUCCACGUGUCAUAUCCUGCUUGGUUUUGUUUAGUGUGUUCACACAACUUUUGUUUUUCACACCAUGCGGUGUUUCAGUCAGAACACAUUUGCAAUUUAGCAAUACAGAAUCCUUUAUAUUAGAACCAAUGAUGUAACCGAACAUUGGAGGAACAAAUAUUAACGUUUAUAUUUGUCAUAUUUGCAUGUAAAAAUCCAUAUUAAUCUACCGCUAUCCCCCACAAUGUCUAUGUCGGUUAUAGCCCUGUAAUUAACACACAUAUCAUUUAAUUUAAACAAUUCAUCACCCCUUGGUUACAGUUGCAACCUCAACAAUCCAUGAAAAAAUAAUUUAAAGUUUAAUUUGUAUUUUUCCAGUGACGUGUGGACAAAAAAACAAAACAGCAAGACAUUUUAAUGAAACUACAAUAAGCUAUUAAGCAUGUAAUAAUAAACAAACUCUUUUGAUAUCAAUCUUUUAUUUUAUUAUAAAGCAUUCUUGAAAGACAUUUUAGCAUGAAGACGUUAUAAUUUGAGCUCACUGUCCAUUAUUAUUAGAAAGCGUUGAUAUCUGAGCACAGCAGAUAUGAUGUCUAAGAUUGUAUCAUUCUGCCUUUUGGCUUGAAUUUUGAGUUGUUGAUACCAAAUAUCUUUUAAUAAUUUUAAUUAAACUGGUAAAAACUAAAUGUAAGGAUGGUUGCUUUCACCAAGUCUAAUCCAACAUUUGUAUCUGUGUUUAUGUGAUGUAAUUUCAAAAUCAACACUACGUUUAAUUACAAUAUUUCCAUCUACUUUGGUGACUGCAGAAGUUUGCACAUAUUUAUUAAUAGCAUAUUAUUAUUAUUAUUAUUAUUAUUAUUAUGUCAGAUGAAAGUGUCUCCAUAUCAUAGUUAUUGUGCAUUUUUUUUUGUAAGCUCAGUGCUGAUGGUGUCCUGAUGGUUGAAGACCUUGAAACCAGGAGCUGGAUUCACAAAACAUUUUUUUUUAAUUUCUUAAUUUAAUCUAUUUGCUUCUUUAUUUCUGAUAAAUAAAUUAAAAAAAAGUUACGAAUAUUUUGUAUUUCCGAAAAAGAUUUCUUAAAAGUAUAGUUCACCCCAAAAUGAAAAUUCUCUCAUCAUUUACUCACCCUCAUGACAUAGCAGAAAUGGUGACCAGAACUUUGAAGCUGCAAAAAGCACAUAAAGGCAACAUAAAAAUAAUCCAUAUGACUCCAGUUUUAAUUUGUGUCUUCUGAAGCGAUCGAAACGCUUUUGGUUCGAAACUGAUCUAUAUUUAAGUCUUAAGAGAUAUAAAUCUCCACUUUCACUUUCAAGUCCUUUUUUACUAUAAAUCUCCAUUUUGACUUUCACAUUCUUUCGCAAUCUGGAAGUGAAAGUUAAAGUGGAGAUUUAUAAUAAAAAAGGACUUAAAUAUUCAUCUGUUUCUCACCUGCGUCUAUCAUAUCACUUCUGAAGACAUGGAUUAAACCACUGGAGUCAUAUAGAUUACUUUUGUGAUGCAUUUAUAUGCUUUUUGGAGCUUCAAAGUUCAUUACAGUGCUGAGAUAUUCUUCUAAACAUCUUUGUAUAUGUUCAGCAGAUUUGAAAUGAAAUGAAAAUUUUAAGAUGUGUACGACUUUCUUCUGCUGAACACAAACAAAGGUUUUUAGAAGAAUAAUUCAGCUCUGUAGGUCCUUUCAAUGCAAGUGAAUGGUGACCAGAAA